AUGACUGAUGCUGACAUUGACGGCGUGGUGUGGCACUGGGCACGGUUCCUGGAGAAGGUUCUGAAUAGGCGGCACCUCCACUACACUGAGGCAGUUGCCGAGAAGAGCCUCAACCGGACCAGGAUUGAGCCACUCACAACUACCACCACAAAGCCACCAGCAGCCAGAGCUGUCAAGCAACGACUCAGGCUGAAGGGCUUUCAACCACUCAUGAAUUUCACUUACAUUAUGAAGAAUGUCCCAGAGAACCUGACAAAAGUAGUUGAUGAUGGUAUUGAGGAAGAGCUGAAGAUUCUGUUUGGAGUCAUCAAUGGCACUAGCACCACAAGCCCAAAUGCUACAGCAGCCAGCAUGGCAGCACUGAAUUCUACAGGUGUUGUCACAGCUGUCACCCCAAACACUGUUGUAGUCACCACAAAUGUGACCCUGGCUCCUUUCUCACGAAACAGUACUACUGUCACUACAACACCUGCAACUCCAGCUGCUGCAACUAUCUCCACUUCUUUACCUCCCACACCAGUCACACGACUUCUAAAUCUGCCUUCCGUAGCUGCAAAUACACCUUUAUCAGCCAGUGCGUCCAGUGUGGUACCUGUGAAUGCUGUCCUGAAUGUAACCUCACCUACUAACCGUACUUCCGUAACUAACCAGAAUGUGACAAACUCUACUUCCUCCAUACCAGCUCUCAGUGCAACUACUGCAUCUGCUAAUGGCACGACGGUGCCGUCGAAGAUGCCGAAUGCCACAAAGCAGAUGGUGGCCGGCUUGCGAUCUGAGCUUUGUGAGGUGCUUUCCAUUCUGCUGCUGAGCAUCGAUCGGGCCAAGUGGGAUGCUGCAGAGCAGGAUGUUAUCAAAGGUGAAGAGUUGAGGGCUCUGCAAUCUCUGGAGAAUAAAAAAAAGUCAGUCACCCCAAAUCAGCUAAACCCUCCAAAACAAUCGACCAUCCCAAAGAACCCGAGUCAUGUGCAAAGCAGUGCAAAAAGCUGUAAGCUGAUACAGCCACAGCUAACUGUUCUUGUUGCUAUUCUGACUCUACUGGCCCCCUCUCUUGUGUAA
Molecule: messenger RNA, 1056 nt
Organism: Schistocerca americana (American grasshopper)
Lineage: Eukaryota; Metazoa; Arthropoda; Insecta; Orthoptera; Acrididae
Product: transcription initiation factor TFIID subunit 12-like
Exons: 1
Coding region: 1-1056 (351 amino acids)
Source: RefSeq, a predicted model, not a curated record